Cyprinodon tularosa is the source of this 2080-nucleotide messenger RNA. RefSeq lists its product as uncharacterized. Gene Ontology annotation, biological process: cell surface receptor signaling pathway. Gene Ontology annotation, molecular function: transmembrane signaling receptor activity. The record is from RefSeq and is a predicted model, not a curated record. The transcript has 8 exons. Bases 39 to 1778 code for a protein of 579 amino acids. NCBI's taxonomy places the organism in Eukaryota, Metazoa, Chordata, Actinopteri, Cyprinodontiformes, Cyprinodontidae.
CCCGACUGAUGUAGCAUCUUGUUGCAUUGCUUGGAACAAUGACAGGUGGACAAGAACUGCUGCUCCUGGCAGCAGUGAUCCCUCUUCUGGUGAGAUGUCAGUCGAAGCCAACAGUGUCCAUAUCCCCCCCUCUGAUUGAGAUCUUUACUGGAGACUUGUUUUACUUGCAUUGUAAGGGUGGUCAGAGUGGAAGCCAAGCGACUUGGAGUUUCAAUGACACUGCUGUCGAUGCUUCAUCCAGUGGAAAUAAUAUCCUUAGGAUACCAACUGCUUCCCUCAUGAACUCAGGAAACUAUAAAUGUACAAUCAGCGGCCAAACAAGUGAUCAGUUCCCCAUCAAGGUUCACGCAUACGUUCCCAUUGCAUCACUCACCAUCCAAACAGGCCAUCCAGUGGUGCGAAAAAACAGCAAAGUUAUACUGGAAAUAAGAAAUGAUGAUGGACUGGAUGGAUGGGAAUGCAAAGUCAACCGGGGAGAGGAGACCAAAAGGGUUAUCCUUAGACUGGAGCACAAAAAUGCAACAUCACUCGCUUUUGAAACCACCGAACUGAGAGUCCCACAGACCAUUUAUUGGUGUUAUCACAAGACUAAAAAUCAAAGAAGUAAUCAAGUCAUACUGAGAACCACUGUUAACGAAGUGACUCUGGAAAUGUAUCCGUUUCCUGCAAUAGCAGGAGAGAGAAUGACUCUGAGUUGUCUUGUGUGGGGAACGGAUGAAGUCAAGAGAUCAGUUUUCUACAAAGAAAACACAGUCAUUAAGACAAUUAACGGAGAAUCGUUUCAAUUGGAUUCAGUUAAUGAAUCUAAUGUUGGAAAAUAUAAGUGUGUUGCCACCUACAGACACAAAGGCCAGACUAUUCCAACUCCACAUCAAUAUGGUUCUGAUGCUCAAGAAGUGCUUGUCCAUGCUUCUCCUGUCAGAGCACAACUUUCUGAUCAUGGGACUUGCACGUGUCCAGCGUGCGAAGGCACUAUGUCAUACAGGUACUACAAGAAAAUGGGUAAUUCCUGGAAAAUGCUGGACCCAGAUAUGAAACCCAGUCAUGGUGUCUACCACUGCAGAGCUGUUUCAGACAACAUGAGGACUUUACCCAGCUCCUCUAAGGAAUUUGGAGCCAGUAUACCUUGGUACUUGGGUUUGAUCCCAGUAGGAUUAAUCAUUUUCGGUGUGGCAUUUUACUGUUAUAAGAAGAGAAAUGCUCAAGCUGCAGUGGACAUUUAUGAGCAAGUGCAGAUGAGGCCAACAGGGGAUGCAAAUUAUGAGGCUCUGAAUGUGUCGCGCAUGAAAGGGGGUGAAUAUGACACAAUUCAACCAGGAUCAGAAGGCAGAGAGAAGAAAGGUGGCGAAUACGAGGCACUGGCGAAAACAGGCACCAAGGAGGAGGUUUAUCACACUCUGGGAGAUAAUGUGGCAUCAGGAGGAGAAGGAGGAUACGAAGCCCUAAAAAGAGAAGGAGUCAAAAAAGAUGAAUAUGACACCCUUAAAACCAAAUCAGGAGAGGAGAGGCCAGGGACAACACGUGAGGGAGGAGACGAUGGUUAUGAAGCCCUAAAGAGGGAAGGAGUCAAAAGGGAUGAAUAUGACACCCUUAAAACCAAGUCAGGAGAGGAGAGGCCAGGGACAGAACGUGAGGGAGGAGACGGUGGUUAUGAAGCGCUAAAGAGGGAAGGAGUAAAUAAGGAUGAAUAUGAAACCCUGAAAACCACACAAGCAGAGGGAGGGUCAAGCUCAAAAAGUCAACUGCAAACAGUGGUAGAGAUAAAUCCGACCAAAUAAACGGUGGUUUGAGAUAAAAAUGAUAGGGUGUCUUUCAUCCAGAGGUGAGAAGAUUGGCUAAAAACUGUAACUUCAGUAAGAGAAGCAUUACUUCCACUUGUUUUACACAAGAAGAUGUAAACUUUCCAAACAUUCACUUAAUAAACAACGAACUUAAUUUGAACAAAAACUUGCAUUUAGAGAGAUAAGAACAAAUUCUGGUAUUUCAAUUAAUACAAACUGAAAGCAGUUAAUGUCAUUAGAAUGUACUUUUAAUUCAAUGCAGAUUUAAUGAUAAGAGAAGUUUAUCUUAAUGUAAGUUC